AUGUCUUUAAUCCCUUCUUCAAUAAUUAAUUUGUUUUUAAUAAGCAAUAUUUUUGUGUCUUUGGUUAAUGGGAUUUUCGAUGACCAUAAAACCUUGAUUUUCCACCAUUGUUCUUCCCAAAAGCUGGAUUAUAUUAAUGGCGGUCAAAACGUUGAUGCAAGAACGAAGCUUUUUGAGAAGCUACAUUUUCAAUCUUUUCAUUCCAAAUUUAACAGCACAUUUGUCAUGGUUGAUGAUGAAUCUGAAUCCUCAUUUUCAGGGUUUUUUCAAUGCCGUCAAGAUCUUGAUGUGCCGCGAUGUAAUGAGUGCAUGAAAGCCUUCCGAAAUGUAUCAAAGGGCUUAUGUGGUAAUUCCAUGGCGGCAAGGAUUCAACUGUCAGGAUGCCAAGUACAAUAUGAAGCAGACAAAUACAAUGCCAUUUUCAGCCUUCAUGAAGAAUUAAACCACAACAAGUGCGGAGAAAAGCAAUAUUUAAUCUCAAAUAAGUAUUUUCAUCAAAUUAGAAGCAAAGCAUUUGAGGCAUUAGAAAGUGAAAUAGCGGGAGGCCGAGGCUACAAUGGGUUUUAUUCUAUUAAAAAUGAAGGAUUCAAGGCUAAUGCUCAAUGUGAAGUGGGAAUAGAUGAGUGUAAAUGUGCAAAAUGUGUUGUUGAAGCUGUUGAGGUUAUUCAACAACUUCCGGACUGUGAGAGUUCCAUUGAUGGACAGCUUUUCUUGGGAUUGUGUUAUUUAACCUAUCACUUUAACCCCCGUGAUCUGCGUGAUCAUCAAGAAGAAGAACAACCAGGAGCUCCUUUUGGAAAGGUGGCUGCAAUUGUAAUAGGAAGUGUACUUCUUCUGUUAGUUGCCUUCAUGUUACUUCGUUGCCUAAACAAGAAAGAUGAUGAUUAUUGAUGAAUUGAUCACAGGCUUAGGAGGACACGCAAAGUUUAGUUUUGGAGCCAUUUUUUCUUAAUUGCAGAUCGGAUAUACAUGUGCACACUACAUUAGCAGUUAGCACUCUUCAUUCUAACAAUUUUCCUG
This is a messenger RNA of Amaranthus tricolor (Joseph's coat), 1020 nucleotides long. RefSeq names its product plasmodesmata-located protein 4-like. Gene Ontology annotation, biological process: transport of virus in multicellular host; plasmodesmata-mediated intercellular transport. The transcript is spliced from 4 exons. The coding region runs from base 1 to 891 and encodes 296 amino acids. The record is from RefSeq and is a predicted model, not a curated record. Gene Ontology annotation, cellular component: plasmodesma. Lineage: Eukaryota; Viridiplantae; Streptophyta; Magnoliopsida; Caryophyllales; Amaranthaceae.